GCUCCUUGGAUACCAAGACUUAUCCUUGUCGCUGCAACCUUCAUAUGGUGUUCUUAAGUCUUACAAAGACAAUUUUCGGGAUCGUUUUGUUUCGCUGACACUGGAUUAAGCUCUGCAGAUAGGCUUCCCCACCAACAACCAUGUGGUUUGGAGGUGUGGGUGCAUGCAUACUUCUAAUCCAAUGGAUUGAAUGUCAAGCAGAUUGUCCGGCAAGUGGUUUGGACUCUUUGAGUCCCCCUGUUGGUCUUACUCAUAACUUAGCCGCCACAGACUCUGUACCCAAUGAUUUCUUUGUCACCUUCAAGUGCGAUUCCAAUGACAACAUGCACCUGGAACCUGAUCUCAAUGGCGAUGGAAAGUUUCAAGUCCAAUGCGGAUCCGACGACUUCUUUGAGGUCCCCACGGCAUGGUCUCAAUGCGUGAAGAAGUGCCAGGUUCCAGGUGCCCAACCAUCGUACAAAGCUCAGCCAAUCAACACACCCAUGGUAAAUGUUGGCUCCACUUUGACUUACAAGUGUCUCCAGCCUGGAGGUUUAGUCGAUGGUACCACCUCAAACACCCAUACUAUUACUUGUGGUGCAGAUGGAACGUUUCCUUCCACGGCAUGGCCGGAGUGCAUUGUCCGAUGUCUAAUCCCGGCACCCGAGAUGAGUUAUAAAGCCAGUACUGAUGUGGAUCCUGUGAAUGUUGGAGCAACCGUAACGUUUUCUUGCGCCCAAUCUGGUCACACUGUCGGGGAAACCAAUUCAGGGGACCAUGUUAUUACCUGUGGAUCAAACGGGAAGUUUCCCAAUGGAUGGCCGAGAUGUGCGUUAAAGUGCGAUGUACCUACACCUGAACCUGGCUUUAGAGCACAAAAAGACAAUACGCAAGUGACUUUAGGCGGGAAGCUCAGGUUUUAUUGUGAAACUGAAGGCCAAACAGUAGGUUCUACCAAUGACAACUUCCAUGAGGUAACUUGCCAGGAGAACGGCACCUUCCCUACUGGAUGGCCGGAAUGCUCUACAAAAUGCCAGGUGCCACGUGAUGUCCCUGGAUUUAACAACCCCCCAAAUGAGGAUCCACCUAUGCAAAUUGAUGAGACGAAGAUCUAUACCUGUCAAAAUAAUUUAAUGAGCACCGGCCCAAGCCUUUCAAAUGAGCAUGAGAUCACUUGCAUGGCCGAUGGCACCAUUAGCCCCGAAGAAUGGCCCAUGUGCGAGAUCCGAUGCCUAAUUCCAAGCCCCCAACCUGGAUAUCAACCUCAAGAUCCUGCGGUUGAUCCUCCGGGCUAUGGCGAGUCCCUGUUCUUUGAGUGUGAAGAAGCUGGCGCUAAGGUUGGCAAUACCACAUCUAACCAGCAUGAAGUGACUUGCCGAGGAGACGGUCUUUUUGACAUGGAUUGGCCUCCUUGCUCCAUUAGAUGUAUUCCGCCAUAUGGGGAGGAUGGAUAUAACUCACAGCCAGCAGGAACGCCCACAAUAGAGGUAGGUGGUGAACUUGCCUACUCUUGCAUGGAAACUGGCGCCCUCAGCGGCAACACGGCCUUUACGACCCACACUGUGACUUGUGGGAGUGAUGGAACAUUUCCAACCGGUUGGCCCCCAUGCCAGAUAAGAUGUGCUGUUCCUGAAGCUCAGGCUGGGUAUGAAGCCCCCGCAGAUCCACCAGGAUCAAUUGAUGUGGGCGAAAGCGUCGUGUUCACAUGUGCAACAACGGAGGCUGAGGUGGGAAGCACUCAGAGCAAUCAGCUGACGUUAACUUGUGGUGCUGACGGUAGCCUAGCUAACAUUUGGCCCCCAUGCUUAAUUCCUGCUACCUGUCCAACUCCUCCUGAUCUGGAAGCCACAAAUACAUCCCUGGUGGCAAAGAACCCAAUUCCAGAUCCGGUCAAGGCACACCGAAAGGUUGAAUAUGAAUGUCCGGACGGAGAAACAACGGAUGAGGGACCUAGUAUUUUCCUGGCUUGUUUACCCGAUGGGACCUAUGAAGAGCGGGCAGAAUGGCCCACUUGCCGAGAAUUGGUGGCCUGCAAUGAUUCCAUACCCAUUCCUGCUCCUGACUCGGGAUUAGCCAACUCCACUUCUACCAUUGCAGUUGAGGGUGAUGAAGUCGAAUAUUCGUGUUCUAAUAGUUCUCUUAAAAUCAACGGGGAAGACACCUUCACCCUAACAUGCGGAUCCAAUGGUCUUUUACCUGAUCCUGUGAACUGGCCAAUAUGUACAGAUCCAAACGAAGCAUUCAUGUCAGAUCCCGUUGAAAUUUGUCAUUGCCUGGGCGAUAUUGAUGAUGUAGACAAAGCUAAAAUAGUGUUAAAUAAGGUCUGUCGUGAGGGUGCCAUGACAAAAGCUUUUAAUGGGAAAAUUGGGGUUUCAAGAAAAAGAUGUGGAGUAAAGGACCUGGAAGCAAUCACCGAGGCCAACAAGUGCUUUUGUGAAUCUCCUCUUGAACAAUCAGCAAAGGGAUAUUGGUUCAAAGUGGUUUUGGUAACGCAGCCUUGGCAAUGGACUAUGAAUACCUCACAUCCGCAAAACCAAAGCUACCUUCAGACCCCAGAGCACAAAAAAUUCAAGAGUUUACAAUCAAAGUUGGAGAAUGCUAUCGACGAAAAGUUCUUUGCUGCGGGACUUAGUAAGUACGUUCGGAGUGCCCUUCAUCAAUUCACAAAGGGCCAAGAGGUUCCUGCUGGAGUAUUUGCAGAAGUCAAACCCGUGACCGAGGCUCCAAAGGUCGAACCAGAUGAUCAAAUUGGGACUGUUUGCCCAUCAUCCCUCCUCACCAAGUUAAGCAUCCCCUCGCAUUUGAUCCGAGAUGGUAGUGGGGAUGUAGGUGUAGGAGAAAAAGCCAUCUACACCUGUGCAACGGGGACUGAAGUACUCUUCACUGAGCCUGGAACCACGGGCAGAGUUUUUAAUGAUUUGAACCAAGUGGCUCUGACCUGUAACUCGGAUGGAUCCGCUUUUACGGGGGUUCCGUCAAUCUGGCCAGAAUGCCGAGCAAUAGCUGAUCAGUGUCCCAUCUUGGCACCUGCAGCUGAUUCUGGUAUGGAUCCUCAGGACCCUGCCACAACUGCGGUCAACGUGGGCUCUAUCUUGACCUAUUCCUGUAGCAACACAGCUCAUGUGGUGGCAGGGACAAACAGUAACACAUUUACAACCAAAUGUGGCGUCUCAGGAACGGCAAGUGAUCCUUGGUAUGAAGCCAAAUUCAGCGACCCUGCCACAUGGCCAAAAUGCCAAGGUUCUGUGGCCAUGCGACGCAAAAGAAGCAUAUCGGGAACCGGUUACAAUUAUAUUGAAGUGGAAAUGCAAGCUCAGUUCCAUGAUCCUGCCGUCUCUGCCGAGGAUGUCAAAGGCGUGGUUGAUACUCUUCAGGGUGACCUGGGCGACGAGCUCAUUCUUCUUUCCAAUUGUGACCCUUUGGUGUGCAAAGUCGAACAGAAGCCAGAAACAUGUUCCAAUGAGUUCUUUGAGGACCUGCCUGUUGGCUACCGAGCCCUUACCCCGUACGGCUACUACCAACCAGCCUUGGCUCCCAAUUUAGUCAAUGCCAACAAUCUGGUGGAGAAGGGACAAAUCGUGGAACUUCGAUGCGUUUCCACUGAUCCAAUGCAAUACCCAUUAUGGGACACGGAGGACCACGAUGGAAAUGACAAAAAACUUACCGUGACUUGUCUGGCUCCAACCAUUCCUGGUCAACGAGGCAUGUGGUCUUUAAGUGAGGUACCCAAAUGUGCUUCAAUAUGUAAGCAGUUCCUACCUGAGGCUGAAUUCGAGUCCGACCUUCUUCUGCAAAAAGUGAUUCCCAUCAGAGACCCCAUGAACCCCGUGGACUACACGGAGUAUAAUAAGACCUCAUCGUUCAUGUAUUCCGGGGACAAGCUCCUCUACAUGUGUAAGACUGAAUAUUGGGGACUGCACGGUGGAACCGAUGAAUUCCAUGACGAAUUCGGCUGCACGGAUGAAGGCCUUUUGAACACCCCUCGUGGCUCCGCAUUCGACGACCCGUGGCCGCAUUGUGCUCCACAACAGCAAAUGGUGGUCACCGCCGUGGAAAAGAUGUUGGAUCGCUUUGACCGGCGGAUUUCAGAUCGCUUCAAGCUCAUUCAAUUCCGGGAGAUCGACAAUGAGCGAGAAAUCGUUCAGCUGAGUGAUUACGUUUUGGAAGUGACUUUACCCGUGGUUCUUUCCUUGCUCCUUUUCGUCCUCGUAGUUUGCAUGUGUUCCAGACCGGGAAGUCCCAUGUGCAAACUUUGUGAAUCCAAAGUCUAGCAAUGAAACGGAAUCUGUAGAAUCUGAAUUCAAGUGACCGACCGAAAUAAACUUAGUUUCU
Messenger RNA from Tigriopus californicus, 4311 nucleotides. RefSeq lists its product as uncharacterized. The transcript has 8 exons. NCBI's taxonomy places the organism in Eukaryota, Metazoa, Arthropoda, Copepoda, Harpacticoida, Harpacticidae. The record is from RefSeq and is a predicted model, not a curated record. The coding region runs from base 141 to 4250 and encodes 1369 amino acids.